Molecule: messenger RNA, 1619 nt
Organism: Physella acuta
Lineage: Eukaryota; Metazoa; Mollusca; Gastropoda; Physidae
Source: RefSeq, a predicted model, not a curated record
GUGGGCGUGUCCGCUAGGGGCGUACCUGAUCACGUGACCGUGAUGAAAAUGGCGGGUCCUCUCAUUGAAUCACACAAGGUCAACCAUGUGGAAAGUAGGAAGACGGAAAGCAGAUUGAAGAAGUGGAUUUUGAUUCUCAUUUUAUAUUUGAAUGUGAUCGAAGUCUGUGCAUGUCAGCCAUGUGAACGGACUGAGACUACCUUUCUGUGGGGAUUCAUCACAUUCAUAACUGACACCUGCAAACCUGGAUACGGUGAUCGGCGAGACCCUCUCGAGAAGAAUUCGAAGGUCGCCGGUACAGCUGUCGCAGCCUGUGUCUUCAGUAGAUGACACCAACACAGACGCUGCAGGCGACACCUGCAAAGAGACAGCUGGUGACACCUGCAUAGAGGGAACAGGUGGCACUUGCAUAAAGGUAGCUAGGGACACAUGUAAAGAGGCAGUAGGUGAUCAUUGCAAAGAGGAAUCUAGUGACACUUGUGUAGAGGGAGGGGGUGACACCUGCAAAGAGACACCUGGUGACACCGCAAAGAGGGAACUGGUGACACACGUAAAGAGCCAGUUGGUGACACAAGCGCAAACUCUAAUGGUGACACCUGUAAAGAGGGAACUGGUGACACUUGUAAAGAAGCAGUUGGUGACAAAAGCACAGACGCAAAAGGUGACACCUGUAAAGAGGGAAUUGGUGACACCUAUAAAUAGACAUCUGGUGACACUUGCAAAGAGGGAACUGGUGACACAUGUAAAGAGGCAGUUGAUGACACAAGCGCAGACGCUAAAGGUGACACCUGCAAAGAGGGAAGUGGUGACACCUUUAAAGAGACACCUGGUGACACUUGCAAUUAGGGAACUGGUGACACAUGUAAAGAGGCAGUUGGUGACAGACGCAGGCACCAAAGGUGACACCUGCAAAGAGGGAAGUGGUGACACCCAUAAAGAGACAUCUGGUGACACUGGCAAAGAGGGAACUGGUGACACAUGUAAAGAGGCAGUUGAUGACACAAGCGCAGACGCUAAAGGUGACACCUGCAAAGAGGGAAGUGGUAACACAUAUAAAGAGACACUUGGUGACAUUUGCAAAGAGGGAACUGGUGACACAUGUAAAGAGGCAGUUGGUGACACAAUCGUAGACUCCAAAGGUGACACCUGCAAAGUGGGAAGUGGUGACACAUAUAAAGAGACACCUGGUGACACUUGACUUGCAAAGAGGGAACUGGUGACACAUGUAAAGAGGCAGUCGGUGACAUAGGCGCAGACGCUAAAGGUGACACCUGCAAAGAGGGAACUGGUGACACAUAUAAAGAGACACCUGGUGUCACCUGUAAAGAGGCAGUUGGUGACACAAGCACAAGCGCAAAAGGUAACACCUGCAACGUGGCAACCGGUUACACCUGUGUACAUCCUAUUUCAGCAAAUCAAAGUUAAAAGAAAUGCUUGUUGUCGCAACAUCAUAAAGCCUUUCUCCCAGUCUUUCUCUUAAAAAACUAUUAGGUAUUCGAACCUCCAUAGACACUCUCUAAUUUCUUUUAUAGAACUGUUUUCACAAUUUGUUUAGUAAUUUGAAGUAAUGAGGAUGUCAUUCAUUUUAUGUUUUACUAAAAAAAACCAAAACAUUAGUU